AUGGGAAGACUUGGUAAUCGAACAAGAGCGAGACGUGGCGUCGUCGACAACCAGGUUCUUCCCUCCGAUUCAUCAGGCCGAAUUGAACCUACCCCUUACCGAGAUGUCCCAAGACAGCUCGACUUGAAUUGCGCAGGAAUAAGCCCUCCAAACAGCCGACUCAAUUUCAAAGAGAGAAAAGUCAACAAGAAAGGCCGUGGCCGUGACGUUGGGCCUUCCGUUCGCCGAUCAUCCUCCGGACUACAUUGUUUGCUCCAUCAUGUGCAACACGUCAUUCCAAGCCAGAAGAUUUCUGGCUUUCCCGCGCAUACGUGUGCGCAUCAUCUGUCCUCGUUUUUGCUCAAAACGACGUUGACUCUCCACCAAUCGCAAAUGCGAAGACCCGGACCUCCACUUUCGGAAUGUCUAUUGCCUAUCUGGCACUCGGAGCUGAGGAAGACAAACUGGUCUAGCUUGAAGACGCAGGUUCCAUGUUUAUCCAGCGCCCUACUUCAAUAUGCGUUCACUGCACCCGAUGCCGACGUUAUCCUUGUCGCCAACGGCGCUCCCAAUGCUGAUGACAGUUCUGCGACUGGGACUUCUUGUACCACAGAGUUCCACGUUCACAGCUGCAUUCUAGCAGCAGCCUCUCCAUUCUUCCACGACCUCUUUACCUUACCCCAGCCAUCGGAAACGUCGGAGAAGAAACCUCGCAUUCCAGUAUCGGAAAGCGCGAGUGUGCUGGACACGCUUCUACGAUACGUCUACCCCAUCUCCAACCCCAUCAUUAGCUCUCUGCAUGAUCUUCAGGCUGUCUUAGAAGCCGCUGUCAAAUACGACUUAGACUGCGCCAUCUCUGUAUUGCGCAAGACACUUGUCUCCCCCCACUUCUUAGAGAUGUCCCCUUUGCGCGUCUAUGCCAUUGCUUGUCGGCAUAACUUAGAAGAAGAAGCGAAGAUCGCCGCGAGACGCACACUCAACACCAAUCUGUUGGACGCGCCCUUGUCAGAAGACCUGAUGCACAUCAAUGCAUAUUCCUAUCAUCAGCUCCUCACGCUGCACAGGCGCCGCUCCCAGGCUGCGCAGGCUCUCAUCAGAAUGACAGACCAGGUCAAAUGCAUGCAGUGCAAUGGCUCUCCUUUCGGUGUGGAUGGGGCACCAAAGUGGUGGUUCGUGUUUGAGAAAACGGCCAAACAGGAGCUGGCGGGCGGCGAAUAAGGCUGGGUGCCCGAGGUGUCCGGAAAGCGUUCUGGAUUCGUGGAAGUUCUUGCGGGAUUUGAAAGCUGCGAUUGACGCUCUUCCUGAGAUGAUAUAAACGAUUCCCCAGGACGCGCAGGACUUUAUACAUUAUCUUA
Molecule: messenger RNA, 1334 nt
Organism: Laccaria bicolor S238N-H82
Lineage: Eukaryota; Fungi; Basidiomycota; Agaricomycetes; Agaricales; Hydnangiaceae
Exons: 9
Coding region: 1-1197 (398 amino acids)
Biological process (GO): regulation of proteolysis; proteasome-mediated ubiquitin-dependent protein catabolic process
Cellular component (GO): cytoplasm
Molecular function (GO): ubiquitin protein ligase binding
Source: RefSeq, a predicted model, not a curated record